AUGGAAACCACCACGAACAUCCCUGUGGCUAUUCCAACAGAUGGCUCAUUGACCAAGGCCAUGAUCAAAGAUAUUGUCAGCACAUUUCUCACCAAGGAGUGGCCAAAUGUGGAUCCAGAAACCCUUGUUGCGACAUACAAUACUGGAUACGCAAACACAAACUGUGUAUUGGAACGACCGAAGCCAAAUAGAAACACAAAUUCAGAGCCCCUCAGGGUGUUUGUCAAGAUCCACGGCGAACUCGAUGGAGAAAUCGAGGUGUUCAAACACUUGGUUCCCAAUAAACACGAAGAGGCACAAUUAUGCUAUGAUUACGCUCAAUCAGGUCCUGGUGCCAAAGUGUAUGGUUUCUUCCAGACACAGGACGGCAGUUUCGGAAGGGUCGACGAGUUCUUGGAUGCACGCACUUUGGAGACAGCAGAUGUGGAAGACGCGGAUAUCCGAGCUGAUGUUGCAAGAGAACAUGCCGUCUUUCAUACCUUGGCGACACAACGGAAAAAGAACCCAGUUCAACCAUACUACGAUGCUAUCACGCGAGAACUUACAAGAUAUCAUAAGAUGGACAAGUUAAAGAAGCUGGCCAACGAAGGAGGCGUGAAUAUGGACCAUCUUGUUGAUUAUGACUUUGUGUCCAGGAUAAGACGAGUUACAGACAGGCUGGAAUCUAUCGGCGCAAAAAAGGGAUGGUGCAUGCACGACGUGCAAUUCAUGAAUGUGAUGGUGAAGAACAACCACAAGCAAGGAGAAAGCAAAAUUGUGCUCAUCGAUUUCGAAUUCGUCUUUCAGAAUUACCGAGCGUUCGAUAUUGGUGGGCACUUUUUGCAAAAGAUGUUCAGGUGGUUUGACGAGGAGGACAAGAUUGCUAACUGUCGACCUUAUAUGGAAGAGGAGAAGAGGCACUUUUGCGAGGAAUAUGCAAAGAAAUGGAAUGACGAGACUGGGGACUCGGAUACAGGAGAACAGGUUUAUAUGGAAUCUGAGCUGGGGUUCAUGCUGGCCAUCACGUUUGAAAUUCACAACAUGCUGUGUUUUAUGGAUCAGGAUGAUGAUAAGGACCCGUUGAACAUCCUGGGGCUUAACAAGCUGUUUGAAGAGUUUGUCAAUCAGUAUAAGAAACUUGGACUAGCGAGUUGA
Penicillium robsamsonii is the source of this 1134-nucleotide messenger RNA. RefSeq names its product putative choline kinase. Gene Ontology annotation, cellular component: cytoplasm. Gene Ontology annotation, biological process: phosphatidylethanolamine biosynthetic process; phosphatidylcholine biosynthetic process. The record is from RefSeq and is a predicted model, not a curated record. NCBI's taxonomy places the organism in Eukaryota, Fungi, Ascomycota, Eurotiomycetes, Eurotiales, Aspergillaceae. The transcript has a single exon. Bases 1 to 1134 code for a protein of 377 amino acids. Gene Ontology annotation, molecular function: choline kinase activity; ethanolamine kinase activity.